AUGAUAUUCAAGUAUAGUACUAACAUACUCAGGNUUGCACCUCCUAUCAUUCUGACCGCAUUCGCUAUCUAUGUCACAUCAUUCUUCUAUCAAUUCACUCACACAAGUCCGUAUGAAGUCGUGGCAGAUGAGCUUGAUAUCAUCACUAGGGACACGAUUGAUCGCGACGACAGUGAUGAUGAGUUGCUCAUCGACCCCGAGACUGAGGAGCCUCUUCAGGAAAUCGACGUUCAAGAGACUAUUGUGGUCGAAGAGAAGGAUCCCAAGGUUCUGCGCAGUCUGUUGACUGGACUGCCGAGCCCCAGCUCGCUCUUCUGGUCUGCUGUAACCUUCUUGACUAACGUCGCUCUGCUAGCCAUGGUGGCUGACAUGGUCUACCGCGCACCGCUCUUCCAUCCUUCUCACAAUCUUUCCUUCGUACGUCUUGGUCACGUCUCUGAGAACAGCGCAAAGCUUCUAGUCAGAGAGCCACGUACAUCCGAACACNCCCUGCGCAUGAGUUACAGAUACGCAGGUGAAUCACCUGACGAUGGUAUCCGUGAUCACGACGCUAGCUGGAAGCACNCUCAAAACGCCAUCGAUGUCGACGAGGGCACCGACUACACUGGUAUCUUCCAUUUGACUGGACUCAGACCUGACACCACGUACCAAUACGCGGCAUCAAACAACCACACUGGCUUCUUCGUCACGGCGCCCAGAAUUGGACGCACCGCUCCUCGUAACAACGAUGUCUUCACUUUCCUGCAUUCGUCCUGCAUCAAGCCCAGAUUUCCAUACAACCCGUUGCAGCACCCGCUCGAAGUUCCCGGCUUCAAGCAUCUGGCCAGACUUCUGCCAUCGCUGAAAGCUCAUUUCAUGGUCUUCAUGGGAGACUUCAUCUACGCCGACGUGCCCAAGCGUUUUGGGACCGAUGUCGAGACAUACCGCAGGGAGUACCGUCAGGUGUAUUCUUCGCCCCAAUGGGAGUCGGUGAGCUCAGAGGCUAAGCUGCCUUGGAUCCACGUCUUGGAUGAUCAUGAGAUUGCAAAUGACUGGGACAAGAACACGACUGGAGUCUAUGAAGCUGCGGUCGACCCAUGGCACCACUAUCAAGCUUCUGUCAACCCCGAACCAGUUCGUCCUGGUGCGACCUACUUCAGCUUCAACCAAGGACCCACGUCGUUCUUCAUGAUCGAUACUCGCCGCUACCGUGAACCUUUCGACGGCACUGACGGCUCUUACAACAGCACUCAAGCCGAGACUGGUUACAAGAAGAGUAUGCUCGGCGACCAGCAGCUCAAGGAUCUUCUCGAUUGGCUUGCAGCUCCUGUCCCUAAUGGUGUCAGAUGGAAGGUCGUCGUCUCCAGCAUUCCGUUCACCAAGAAUUGGCGCUUCGGAACCGAAGACACUUGGGGUGGGUACCUGGGUGAGAGACAGAUCAUUCUGGAAGCCAUGUGGGAUGUCGGUCUUCGUGGUGGUGUCGGAGUUAUCGUCCUUAGUGGCGACAGACACGAAUUUGCUGCCACCUCUUUCCCACCACCCACCGAAGAUAAAGUUACCGGCCUCGAUGCAACGACAGGCAAGCUAAGAACAAAGAAGUGGCCCGUCAGCGCGACAGUCCAUGAGUUCAGCGUCAGUCCACUCAGCAUGUUCUAUCUUCCCGUCCGCACGUACGAGCAGACCGACAACGACGACGUGUGUGUUAAGUACAUGCCCGACGGCAACUCGAAGUUCGGCGCUCUUAGUAUCAGCACGCCACUCACGUCUGACCAAUCCGAGCUCAAGUACCGUCUGUUUAUUGACGGCCAAGAAGCAUGGAGCCACAAGAUUCUUACUCCUCCCGUGGUUCAUGGCAGUGGCCGCGGUAAGGACGCACUGUGGGGUUGA
This is a messenger RNA of Aureobasidium vineae, 1866 nucleotides long. The record is from the annotation of a GenBank genome assembly. Lineage: Eukaryota; Fungi; Ascomycota; Dothideomycetes; Dothideales; Saccotheciaceae.